UUUUCUCCUCUUUUCUUCCAUUCUUCCAGGUAUUUAAUGGACUACUGUUCCUCGGUUUAUGAUCUGAGAGUAACUGCAGUCGUGAUAUCACCACUUCAAGAUCACUGUCAGAAGGUUUAAAGUGUUUACAGUUUAAGAAAGGCUUAAUUUUUAGGUGUAUUGGAACUGUAAUUAUAUUGCACACAAAGGGACUCUUAUUUUGAAAGAGCGACAGACUGACGUCAUUUUUGAGGAAGCGCUCCAGCUGCAUCACACAGUUCAAUGACAGGAGAUCAUCGGGACUACACGUGCCUUUUUUCCUGCUAGGUAUUUUUUUUAGGUAUUAUUGGUCAAUAAUGGCAUAGAUAUUUACAUGUGAGUUUCUUCUUUCUUUUGACUAUAUAUAUAAUAAUUCGUUUAUUUAAUUAUUUAUUUUUAAAAUGAAUGAAACUACGAAGCAAGGAGGAUGCACACGCACUCUUGCAUUAACUGUGUGCUCUGCAGCCAUUGGUGGCACUUUUCAGUAUGGCUAUAAUAUUUCUAUCAUCAAUGCGCCCACAUCUUAUGUUCAGAAGUUCAUCAAUGAGACCUGUAAUGAGAGAUGGGGUACAGCUCUUGAGCCUAGUCAGGUGACACUGAUAUGGACCUUUAUUGUUUCCACUUACUCACUCGGGGGGCUUUUGGGAUCCCUGCUUGCGGGCCCAAUGGCUAUUAAGUUUGGACGAAAGGGUUCCCUGCUGCUGAACAACACCUUCCUCUUUCUGAGUGCAGUCCUGGCUCUGAGCAGUCGCUCGGCUGGCUCCUUCGAGAUGAUCCUUCUGGCACGUCUGCUUGUGGGGGUAAAUGCUGGCGUUAGCAUGAACGUCCAGCCCAUGUACUUCGGAGAAAGUGCACCUAAGAACCUGAGAGGUGCCGUUGCCUUUUCGUCGGCUGUUUUCACCGCUCUCGGGAUCCUAAUGGGCCAGAUAAUGGGUCUGACUGAAGUAUUGGGGAGUGAGUCUCUCUGGCCUUAUCUACUGGCAAGCAAUGCUCUCCCCGGACUAGUACAGCUGAUCACCUUGCCCUGGUUUCCAGAGAGCCCGCGUUACUUGCUCAUUGACCGAGGGGACAGAGAGGCGUGCGGCCAGGCCCUGAGACGCCUCCGAGCGUGCAGUGUUUUCACCGAAGAGAUGGAGGAGAUUCUCCAGGAGCAGGCCGGAGCGGGCGAUGCCCAUGCCAAGACACUGUGGGAACUGAUCCGAGACAGAAGUCUUCGCAGGCCGCUCUGCCUUGUAAUGGUUGCCAGCAGUGCCAUGAUGCUGUGUGGCAAUGAUUCGAUUUACUUCUACGCCUCCUAUAUCUUUCAGGAAGCCGGCAUUCCAACGGACAAGAUUCAGUACAUCACAAUCGGCACGGGUGCCUGUGAGUUCACUUCCGCUUUGGUCUGUAAUCUACUGAUCGAGCGUGUUGGACGCAGGCUGCUCCUCGCAGGCGGGUAUCUGUUCAUGGCUUGCUGGGCGGUGGUCUUCACGGUUGCUCUCUCGCUGGAGGGCAAAGUGGCCGGCAUGCCGUAUCUGAGUAUGGCCUGCGUGUUCGCCUACAUCUUGAGUUUUGGCAUGGGUCCCGCAGGAGUCACCGGGAUCCUCCCAGCCGAGCUCUUUGACCAGCUGACACGUCCCGCAGCUUACAUGGUUGCCGGAUCCAUGAUGUGGCUUAAUCUCUUCGUCGUAGGAAUGGCCUUUCCAUUCAUAGUUAACGGCCUGGGACAGUUCUGCUUCCUUCCCUUCGGCGCUGUUUGUGUGGCCUCAUGUCUUUUUAUCAGUUUCACUUUACCUGAAACCAAAGGGAGGACACUGGCCGAGAUCACUGAGGAGUGGAAUAAGAAAGACACAGCUAAUGGACGUCCGAAAUAUAGUCAACAAUCGCAAAGUCCGACCGAUCCACCAGAAUGCCUAGAGAUUGAGAAGAUCUGAGUGAAAUCUGGCUCAGUUCUGCUUUCACUUUUAUGAGUUUGACAAUGUAAUUCUUUUCAACUUGUUUCUAUUUUGACACUAAUUUUUGUCUUAAUUUAUUCGUAAUUUAUUCAAAAUUAUUGAGAAUAUUGAACUAUAUGAAACCUGCAUGAAUACAAAAAAAAAAAAUACAAGUUGCUGUACAAUUUAUUAUAGUUCCUAAUUGAAUGUUGAAAAUCAGCUAGAAAUACAAUACAUGCAAUUGUAAAAAACAGAAGAGUUGCAUGUUGGAAAUGUAUGUAGAAUUUGAUACUCUAUUUCAGGGAUACGGUUUUUUUUGUUGUUUGGUUGUUUUUAUUGUUUUACUAUUUCCCAGAAUACUUGAAUCUUUAUGCCUGCAAAAGUGAAAUGCAAUUUGCACUUAUAUAUUUACCUCAUUCUGUGUCUCCAAUGUAAUAUUGUUCCUUAUUUAUAGAGUUACUUCUUUUGAAAGCCAAACCCAAAGAUCAGUGCACUUUAUUACCCUGCUGUCUUGCAUUUGUCGGAGAUAAAGACAGUAUGAGAUCCCUGUAUGAGAGAUUGCAAGUUAUUUGCUUGUUGUACCAGCAGAUGGCACUAUAUCACCAUCAUUGUUUUCUUCUGUCUGUCUGUCUUCUCAAUCAACCGAAACAAAAACGUUCACAGCAUGCCAUUAUGUUUAGGUGUAAAAGAAGACAAUCAGUUUCAACACAAAGUAACCUUCAUUUGUGCCUUAGAGUUUCACAUAUUUUCUGCCUACUAACCUGCCUAUGUAAUCUAAGUAAUAUAACCUAUAUUCAACCAAAUGAAAUGGAAUAUUCUAUCUUUUGAAUUGCAUGAUGGUUAAUCAUUUGUCCUAAAUCAUAUCAUUUAUGUGUAAGAACUUUGUUAAAUCAAAAUGCUGUUUUUAUGAGGGUAUAUUCUACUCAGUUUGUAGCUAGUAAAAAAAAAAUAAGUGGCUUGA
This is a messenger RNA of Pimephales promelas (fathead minnow), 2892 nucleotides long. RefSeq names its product solute carrier family 2, facilitated glucose transporter member 11. Gene Ontology annotation, molecular function: D-glucose transmembrane transporter activity. The record is from RefSeq and is a predicted model, not a curated record. Gene Ontology annotation, biological process: dehydroascorbic acid transport. Lineage: Eukaryota; Metazoa; Chordata; Actinopteri; Cypriniformes; Leuciscidae. Gene Ontology annotation, cellular component: plasma membrane.